UCAUGACUAAGACCACUCCCCUUUCUAAGGUAUAUAAGGACCUGUGACUCUCUUUUCCCUCAAAACCAAACCAGGCAGAACAAAGAUUAUUGAUUGACAGUCAUCAGCUUGUUCUUCUCCUCUGUGUCAGCCAAUCACCACCUCAGCAAAGAUGACAUCAGUCUUUCCAUUUGCUUUGUUGCUCUGUUUGUCCAGCGGACUGUUGACUGCAUAUGGUCAAGCUUCCUGCCUUCCUGGUUGGACUCCGUUUGGCUCUCGCUGUUUCGCUUUCUACAGCCAGGCAAAGACCUGGAUCGAUGCAGAGACCUUCUGCCAGACCAUUGGUGGGAAUCUGGCUUCCAUCCACUCAGAUGCGGAACAUGGAUUCAUCAGAAACUACACUAACCAAGUGACUGGGGCAAACAGACCGGCCUGGAUCGGAGGCAGUAACGCAGUGCAGGUGUUUACGUGGUUGUGGACUGAUGGAUCCAAAUUUGACUACACAAGCUGGGCUGCGGGGGAGCCUAACAACCAGGGUGGAGGGGAGUUCUGUCUUCUGAUGAACUGGAAUGAUAACUGGAACGACUGGGCUUGUACCAACAAGGCUGCUUUCGUGUGCUCCAAGAACCUGUGUGUGUAACUCUACCACACCAUGAUGAUGCCUCUCCAGCUCAUCUCUAAUCUCUAUCAUUGAUUCACUUUCAGUUUGUUCAGCAGACAGAAACAGCUCUCUGCUGACAGAUGACUCACUUUCACUUGUUUAUUAUCUGAAGAGUUAGGGAACAGUUCAUAUUUGGGUUUAGAAUUAGACAGAAACUGGCUCACUGAGCUGGACAAAAACAUAUCAGUAAUUGGACUUUUAAUGUUUAGUAAAUAACACUAAAUGAAAUACAGAAAACAUUUGAAUACUCACACAUCUUUUCCAUUUUAGUUUACUGAAUAUUAUAAACAGCGCCCACUCAUCUGAUAAAAUAUUAACACACUAAUUAGAUUUCUCUCUGAGAGUUAUUGUUCAGAUCAAUACAACUCUCAUGUGUGAACGCUAAAUAUGAAGUUCCCUCGAGCAGACGUUAGCUUAGCUUAGCAUAAAGACUGGAAACAGGGGUAAACAGUUGUCUUAACUUAGCAUAAAGACUGGAAACAGCUAGCCUGACUCCAUCCAAAGGUAAACCUACCAGACAUGAGUGGUGAUGAUCUUUUUAUCCAAAAUGUCCAGAUAGAAAAUAAAAGUGUAUAUUUUGUCAGAUCUUUUUGUGAUACAAGAGGAGAAUGCAACUGUAAUAACACUUCAUGAUAACUAUUAAUAAUUCAUAUAGUCCACUGGUUAAUGAACUAGUUACUUUUUAUUCUUUAAACUGAUGUGUUGUGUUCUUUAUUCAUCUGAUUUCCUUUACUAUAUAAUCAACUAAGCAUUCAAAAAUAAAAGACAUAUUGUCACAAAAA
Messenger RNA from Perca fluviatilis (European perch), 1422 nucleotides. Its product is annotated as ladderlectin-like. Bases 152 to 619 code for a protein of 155 amino acids. Gene Ontology annotation, molecular function: signaling receptor activity. The record is from RefSeq and is a predicted model, not a curated record. Lineage: Eukaryota; Metazoa; Chordata; Actinopteri; Perciformes; Percidae. The transcript is spliced from 7 exons.